CCACUUCAAGGAGGCGUCAUGCUAAAGCAAGAAACCCCAAAAGCAAAGACACCGAACAAAAGAAAAGAAAAAAAAAAGGUGAGGAGAGCAGAGAGGAGAUGGGAAAAGCAGAGAAAACAGAGCUGAAUCGAUCACUCACGGCCCACCUCAAUACCAUCCAUGAAACCUUGCAGGUGUUGGAUCAAACUGCUUCUUCUUCUUUGGAGAAAGUAACCUGGACUCAAGUUAUCCAGAUUGCUGAACAACUCUCCAAGCAAGCUACUAUUGCUGGAAUGCUUUGGAAUGGGGAAGCACCUGAAGCUAAACAACUUGAAGAGAACAUGACAUCGUAUUUCAAUGUGCUACAGGGCUUCCUUUUGCUCUCCCAUGGAAGCACUGUUGGUGCUGGCCCAACUCUCUCUUCCAUCAUCCAUGAAUCAGUGAAGCGAGUUGUUGAUUGCAGUUUUAGGUUAAUGAAGGAAUCUGUCUCAUUAUAUGAAUGGAUGCUAACAGGUGGACGUAUUUUAGAUUUGACUAUUCUUUAUGGUCAAAACUGAUCCAAACGAUUGGUUUUGUUCUUCCUUCAAGACACUCAGCA
Messenger RNA from Theobroma umbraticum, 577 nucleotides. NCBI's taxonomy places the organism in Eukaryota, Viridiplantae, Streptophyta, Magnoliopsida, Malvales, Malvaceae. The record is from RefSeq and is a predicted model, not a curated record.